This is a messenger RNA of Otolemur garnettii (small-eared galago), 4042 nucleotides long. RefSeq names its product sideroflexin 5 (gene SFXN5). The record is from RefSeq and is a predicted model, not a curated record. Gene Ontology annotation, biological process: mitochondrial transmembrane transport; monoatomic ion transport; citrate transport. Gene Ontology annotation, cellular component: mitochondrial inner membrane. Bases 132 to 1157 code for a protein of 341 amino acids. Gene Ontology annotation, molecular function: citrate transmembrane transporter activity; monoatomic ion transmembrane transporter activity. Lineage: Eukaryota; Metazoa; Chordata; Mammalia; Primates; Galagidae. The transcript has 14 exons.
AACUACACUCCCCACAACCCUUUGCACCUCCCGCUCGCUGCGGUUGCUUAGGGCCAAUCGGGAGAGGCAGCUGCGGCGGGGGCCGAGGAGGGACAUUUUAAAAGGGCCGGAGAUUGCGGGCGUCAGUGGCCAUGGCGGAUACAGCGACUACAGCAUCGGCCGCGGCUGCGGCUAGUGCCGCUAGUACCUCGACCGAUGCACCUCCUUUCCAGCUGGGCAAACCCCGCUUCCAGCAGACAUCCUUCUAUGGCCGCUUCAGGCACUUCUUGGAUAUCAUUGACCCUCGCACGCUCUUUGUCACCGAGAGACGUCUCAGAGAGGCUGUGCAGCUGCUGGAAGACUACAAGCAUGGGACCCUGCGCCCGGGGGUUACCAAUGAGCAGCUCUGGAGUGCACAGAAAAUCAAACAGGCUAUUCUACACCCGGACACCAAUGAGAAGAUCUUCAUGCCUUUUAGAAUGUCAGGUUACAUUCCUUUUGGGACACCAAUUGUAGUCGGUCUUCUCCUGCCCAACCAGACACUGGCAUCCACAGUCUUCUGGCAGUGGCUGAACCAGAGCCACAACGCCUGUGUCAACUAUGCAAACCGCAAUGCUACCAAGCCUUCACCUGCAUCCAAGUUUAUUCAGGGCUACCUGGGAGCUGUCAUCAGUGCUGUCUCCAUUGCUGUGGGCCUUAAUGUCCUGGUUCAGAAAGCAAACAAGUUCACCCCUGCCACCCGCCUUCUCGUCCAGAGAUUUGUGCCAUUCCCUGCUGUAGCCAGUGCCAAUAUCUGCAAUGUGGUCCUGAUGCGAUACGGGGAGCUGGAGGAAGGCAUUGAUGUCCUGGAUGGUGAUGGCAACCUCGUGGGCUCCUCCAAGAUCGCAGCCAGACACGCCCUGCUGGAGACGGCGCUGACGCGGGUGGUCCUGCCCAUGCCCAUUCUGGUGCUACCCCCGAUCGUCAUGUCCAUGCUGGAGAAGACGGCUCUCCUACAGGCGCGCCCCCGGCUGCUCCUCCCUGUGCAAAGCCUCGUGUGCCUGGCAGCCUUCGGCCUGGCCCUGCCGCUGGCAAUCAGCCUUUUCCCACAGAUGUCAGAGAUUGAAACAUCCCAGUUGGAGCCUGAGAUUGCUCAGGCCACGAGCAGCCGGACAGUGGUGUACAACAAGGGGCUGUGAGUCGUGGCUGGCUGGCCUGGGGACAGAGCACUGUUCCGGCUGGGGAGUUAGGAGCAGGGAAGGGCUGCAUCUGCAGGGAGGGGCUGGCUGACCCCAGCAGUCCUGGGCCACCUGCAGUGGUAGGGAGACUAAUCCAUUUACAUGUUAACAUAGGGAAUUCUAACACAUUUUCUACAGAAAAUAAUCAAGUGCAUUACUGGGCCUUAUGUGGAAUUGUCAAAACUCCACACAGCACAAUUAUGUAUGAAGCUAAAAUGUUGUAGAGUGCUCAUGGGGUAGAAUUAAGAUCCUUUUAUACUUUUUUUUUUUAGCUUUUAUUUUUUAUCAGAAUCAAGUCUGAGCCUUGGUCAUAGCUGACCAGAAGUGGCAGUGAAUAGGGGGUAGGAACCAGAGUAGGCCAAGAAGUUGGGUUGGUUUGGUGGCCAGGCUGGUAGAUUUAGGUUAUUACAGUGGCUCCCAGGGCUGGAGUGGGGGAAGGACAGGACAUGGUCUGCACACCACAGGAUGAACUAGCCAUGACUAAGAUCCUCAGGAAGUGGCCCAGGGAACCCAAGAGCACUGGAUGCUCUGGAAGAUUCCAUGGGCAGCUGGCCCUGAGCAUAGCCAGCACUCAUCCAUGCCAUAGCUGCAAAACCAGUUCCUGUGAGUGAAGCCCAGUGACACUGGGGCUGUGGUCACCGUUUGUUAAGACCUGACUGAUUCAAGGCCCCUAGAUGACCUCAGGUCCAGGAAGGACUCCCAAGAAGGAAUGAUGCUUGGCAGGAACUAUGGGCCUGUACUUGGCCUCUGAGAGAAGCUCCUUUUUCCAGGCCGCAGGCUGGAGUUUUGGGGGCUGAGGGUGGGGCUGGAGCUGAGCUGAGUGCUGUCUGGGGAACCUCUCCAGCCACCAAGGCUGCCUGCCCCAUCCCACCCUUUCUUGAGUAGAGGCUGUCCCAUGCCAGUGAGUACCAGGGCCAGAUCAAAGGGGAAGCAUCAACCCAGGGACAGUUGGCUCUGGCUCUGGCACUAAUGGGCUAUGUGACCUUGGACAAGUUCAUUCUCUUCUCUGAGCCUCCAGAAUGAGAGGAUUGGAUCAAGGGGUUCCUAUUGACUCUUCCAGCUAGACCUCAUCUUUGCCUGCCCUGCUCAGAUGCUGGUCACCCUAGGCACAUCCCCCAUGUGCAUACUGGACUGGGAAAGGGGAAGAUCCCUUUGGGAAUGGCCAGCAGUUCUCCUGAGAACCUGGAUCUUGUCUUUCUUUAUGUGAGCCCAUAUCCCGGGAGUACUUGACCUUUGCCCUUACAUAUCCUUGGAAGUGGCAUGGAUGUCUGGGCCUGAUGUAUGGCCACAUUGCUUGCCACCUCUCAUUCCUUGCUGCUCCUAUCACCCUUCUAUUUGUGAGCAGAAAGGAGGAGAGAGCUGUAAGAGGGCAGCAGGGUCUAGGGUUGGGGUAAGCAGGCAAGCCCCUGUCUGAGAGAUCCAAACAAAGAGGAAGCACCAGCCUCAGUGCACCCCUCACCUGACCCCAAUUAGAAUAGCAGCCCUUGGCAUGCAGCCAGCUCCUGGACACCUCCCCCUGGAGAUUCCAUUUCGUGAAAGAUAGAGAUGAUGACUUGUAAGAAAAGACUAGUGCAAGGCAUAGCCACAGGUGGCCACCCAGCAUCUUAGGGCAGGGGUGGUAUGUGAGGUGGGUCUUCUGUGGACACUUAUACCCUGCACCCUUGCUGCCCUGGUGCCCACCAGCUGGCUCUGUAGGACACUGUCCUGAAAGGGCCUACUGUGCCAAUGAGGAGCAGCCCGCCCACACCUAUCAGGAGGGAAGAGGGCAUAUUCAGCACGAAGGGCAAAAAAGCAGGGGGAGAAGUUGCCACCAUGUUGGAGGCGCAGGUUAUUUUGAGCCAAUCCCACUAUAAUGUGAAUGUGCUAGUGACUGCUGGGCUUUGUUGGUCUCUAGGCCUGGGCGUGACUAGACCCUCUUGUAAAGCUCACUUCAAGCCCACCCUACCCUUACAUGUCAUAAGACCCUUAUUGUGCACUUUAUCUUGGGACCAAAACUGCCUAGCCUGCCCCCACCCCCUUCCAGAAGCCUGACAGGGACAGGCCUUCCCAGACCCCACUCUGUGCUGGCUGCAUGUCCCGGUCCCUCCCCUAGCCCUCCCCAAUGGCCUCAGCAUCUCAUAACCUAUUUGAUUUGUCCCCUGGAUGAUUUCCAUUAUGCUCUCAAAUGCAAUUUCAGGUGAGCCAAGGGGACUGCUCCUGUGGGGGAUAUUCUUAUAGCUCAGGGUGAUGGUAACAGAGGAAAACAAUGGGUCAUGCUGCUAAGCCCUGGAAAACCCCUAGGGGAAACUUUUGGUCAAUAUCCAUGUCCUACUCUGCUGAGGCCAGAGGAAAGGUCUGAUGGGCAGGCUGGUUCUUGACUGGGGCAGAAGUGGGGCCUGGACCCAUAGUCAGGGUGGGGCUGACCCAGCCGAUUACAGUGUACACCUGCAAAGGCUCUCCAGCCCUGGAGUCCCUGCCUGACCCUCCUGGGGCACUUCAAACAUUCCCUUCAGCUCGGGGAUGCUCUUCUCCCAGUUCCAGACUGCAAUCUGAGGGUGUGGGGUCCAGAAGCUCAAGAUAUCCCACUGGUUGCCUAGCCAAGCUGGCUGGUAGACCCCUUGCAUGUUUUGACUGCAAGCCAGCUGGGCCUCUGGCCUGGGAGAAGAGAACAGGUCCUGAGGAGGAGAAAGGUCAGUGGACAGAUUCAAAGUGGUCUUCCAGCCUCGGGCCAGCGUAAGGCCCUAACACACACCUCGGCCACUCCCAGGGGACUUUGUAGCAUCUUUUUAACCUUCUCAGAAAAUGUCUCAAUAUGUGAUUUGCGUAAUACUAAUGAUCUGUGGACAAUAAAUGAUGGUUUAAAGCAU